GUGAGGCUGCCCCGGUGCAGUAUGGAGGCGAACGUAGGGUCCACGCAGACUACCGGCGGCGCGUGCUCUGUGUUGGCGGAGGAGACCGAAAAGUGGAUGGAACAGGCGAUGCAAAUGGCCAAAGAAGCCCUAGAAAAUAUUGAGGUUCCUGUUGGCUGCCUUUUGGUCUACAACAAUGAAGUUGUAGGGAAGGGAAGAAAUGAAGUUAAUCAAACCAAAAAUGCUACUCGACAUGCAGAAAUGGUGGCCAUCGACCAGGCCCUAGAUUGGUGUCGUCGACAUGGCAAGAAUCCUUCGGAGGUGUUUGAACACACGGUGCUGUACGUCACCGUGGAGCCGUGUAUCAUGUGCGCAGCCGCUCUCCGCCUGAACUGUAAGAAUGAACGAUUUGGUGGUUGUGGCUCUGUUCUAGAUAUUGCCUCUGCUGAUCUACCGAAUACUGGGAGACCAUUUCAGUGCAUCCCUGGAUAUCGGGCUGAGGAAGCAGUGGAGAUGUUAAAGACCUUCUACAAACAAGAAAAUCCAAAUGCACCAAAAUCAAAGGUUCGGAAAAAGGAAUGUCAGAAAUCCUGAACUUGUUCUAAUGAAAGACUCGUGCUCCUGGAUGACAUCCUUGGACAGAAAGCUGUUGACAUUGUUGAAUCGUAUGUUUAUAUAUUGUCCUUAAUCCAUGGGAAAAUGGUUUUUCAUCAUUUGCUCUGUUAAGGGAACAAAUUAGCACUUUUAAAAAGUCUGACAACUGCAAACAACUCCUAGAUUUUCCACAAGCUGGAAGAACAUUUUUAAGAAGGGGAAAAAUUAAAGAUUGACGUUUUAUAAAUUAGUAAGCAGUGCCUGCUCUUCCUGCCAAAAUCAUUAUGCUCGGUCCAGGAAAGCGCUGACUUUCAGAGGAUGUGUAUAUCUGGACUCAGUUACCUGGUGUGUCUGCAUGGAGUACGGUGCCCUAUGGACACCUGGUCCAGGCCUGGCCUUUCAGACUCGGACCCUUCAUUCUUGGCAGCCACUAUGUUCUCCCAGGGUGUGGGGGGCAGGAUGUGACUUCCUUGGAAAUUGUAUAUGAAUCAUAUACAUAUAGGCCGUGAUUCUAUGGUCCUUAGAGCAGAUUUUUGCUUUUAUAAAGCAUUUAGAGAAAAUACGUACUGUUAAAACAAGUGCUUAAGUAUCAUUUAAAAAUUACAGCCUACUGCUAUUGUAAAAUCUUAUUU
Molecule: messenger RNA, 1205 nt
Organism: Balaenoptera acutorostrata (minke whale)
Lineage: Eukaryota; Metazoa; Chordata; Mammalia; Artiodactyla; Balaenopteridae
Product: tRNA-specific adenosine deaminase 2-like
Biological process (GO): tRNA wobble adenosine to inosine editing
Cellular component (GO): nucleus; cytoplasm
Molecular function (GO): tRNA-specific adenosine-34 deaminase activity; zinc ion binding
Source: RefSeq, a predicted model, not a curated record